Molecule: messenger RNA, 1256 nt
Organism: Anthonomus grandis grandis
Lineage: Eukaryota; Metazoa; Arthropoda; Insecta; Coleoptera; Curculionidae
Exons: 2
Coding region: 109-1227 (372 amino acids)
Cellular component (GO): nucleus
Source: RefSeq, a predicted model, not a curated record
ACACACAUAUGCCUAACCUCACUUGUUUGGUUGUAAAAAAUUAUAAAUAUUGGGAUAUGGAACUGUAAAAACCAUAAAAUAAAAUACUGGCUUUAUAUAUUGUUAGAGAUGAUUGUUUUAAGACGACUAUACUCUAGACGAGUCUUUUUGCCGAAAACACUUCAAAAAGUGCCCUCAGCUAAAGUGGAUCCAGGAAUAUCUCGACAAAAGAAAAUUCUACAAGAGAGCCCCUCUGAACUUGAAGAUUUAGAUUUUGAUGAACUAGAGUCUGAUUUUAUGAACGUCCAUAAAUCACAAAAACAGCAUUUGCGUGAAAUAGAGGACCAGAAGAAGAAGGAAAAGUAUUUAAUAGUUAGACAAAAGUAUUUUAAGGAGAAAUUCCCUAAUUUUUUGACAUGGCAUGAUAAAGAGCAAAUAAGGUUUCUUUAUAGAUCAAAUCAAGAGGAGUGGAGUAUUGAGAGUCUUUCUGAAGGAUUUCCUGCUUUGCCAGAUGUUGUUAAGAAAAUUGUAAAAGGCAAAUGGACGAAAAAAAAUAUAACCCAAAUUUCUAAUCACGACAAUGCAGUUUUGAAAAACUGGAAUGAUUUCAAACAAGGAAAAAUGGACCACUUGCCAGAUGAAAUUAAGGAGCAUCUGCAGAAAUUUUCCAGGAGGACACUUAAGUUCGGCCCCUUUCAAGAGUCAUAUUCUGAAGAAAUUAUUGAAGCUAGGUCUCAAACUAUAUCUAAAGCUGAUGGCGAAUUUUCUGAAAUAAUAAAAAGCUAUGAAAAGAUAAAAAAUCGGAAUAGUGAACCAGAUAAAUCAGAUAAUCAUACUUUAGCUCGAACCGGUUUUGUUGACGAAAUAAUCUCAACAACUAAACAAAAUAGGGGUAAAAUGAUGACAUUUAAAGAGCUGCAAAAAGGUGUUGAAGAAAAUAUAUCAAAAGGACGAGAUAUAUCGCUUCAGGACAGGCUUUUACAGAACGCACAACUUCCCAAGAAAGACAGUAACAUCGUAGACAUUAAACAAGAAGAUGUUAAAAAUAUAGUAGAACAUAGGCACGAAACAAAUGGCAAUAAAGUUGGUUUUAUCAAAAAAACAAGUAAAGAUUUAUCCCAUUUAGUUUAUCCCGAGAAAAUACAAAUUCCUGAUGAUAUUUAUAAGAGAGGAUAUACAUAUAAGUUAAAGGAUUGUUAUUAUGAUAGUGACGGAGCGUUUCUUUAUAGAGUACCUGGAAUGGGCUAAAAUUCAAUAUAAAAUUUGUUUCGGUUAAU